AUGAGUGAAUCUAUUAUGAACCAGUCUCAGAAUACAUUGCGAACUACUCACUCUACACUUCUUCCUUUGGCACUAAUAGAUAAAUGUAUUGGAAGCCGUAUUUAUAUAAUUCUUCGUGGUGAUAGAGAAAUUAGUGGUACUUUAAGGGGAUUUGAUGAAUAUGUAAAUAUGGUAUUGGAUGAAGUUGAGGAAUAUGGCUAUACUAUAGUUAUGAAUGAAUCAGCAAGUAAUAAAAAGCUUAAGAGGGUUCUUGUAAAUCGUUUAGAUACAAUUUUACUUAGUGGCAAUAAUAUAGCACUACUAAUCCCUGGAGGAGAUUCUAAGUCUUUUGAAGUAUAA
Cryptosporidium muris RN66 is the source of this 339-nucleotide messenger RNA. Its product is annotated as LSM domain-containing protein. The record is from RefSeq and is a predicted model, not a curated record. The transcript has a single exon. Gene Ontology annotation, biological process: mRNA splicing, via spliceosome. Gene Ontology annotation, cellular component: U6 snRNP; Lsm1-7-Pat1 complex; U4/U6 x U5 tri-snRNP complex. Lineage: Eukaryota; Apicomplexa; Conoidasida; Eucoccidiorida; Cryptosporidiidae. Bases 1 to 339 code for a protein of 112 amino acids. Gene Ontology annotation, molecular function: RNA binding.